This is a messenger RNA of Candidozyma pseudohaemuli, 435 nucleotides long. Its product is annotated as succinate dehydrogenase assembly factor 1. Gene Ontology annotation, biological process: mitochondrial respiratory chain complex II assembly. The transcript has 2 exons. NCBI's taxonomy places the organism in Eukaryota, Fungi, Ascomycota, Pichiomycetes, Serinales, Metschnikowiaceae. The record is from RefSeq and is a predicted model, not a curated record. Bases 1 to 435 code for a protein of 144 amino acids.
AUGGCUUGUGCUGCUGCUGAAUGUGUUUGCGCUAAGAGAUCUACUUGCUCCUGCGGUAAGCAGGCUGCCCUUCACUGCAACUGUGAGAAGGCCCCUGUCGAGAACGCCGUCCCCCCUACUGAAUCUGCUUGUGCUUGUGGCAAGAGAUUGAAGAGCCUGUGUAACUGCGGUGUUGCUGAAAACGCUUGUCACAGAGAAGGUGAGACUGACUUCACUGGUACCAUAGAAGUUCUCAAGCUUUACAGAUCUUGCAUGAGGGCUGUGAGGACAAAGCCUGUGGAAAACCAGGAGCAUUGGCGGUUGUAUGUUCGUGAGGAAUUUGGUAAGCACCGCAAGCUCCCGAAGAAGUCUUUCUCAGUCAUAGAGCAUCUACUUCGAGUUGGUCACCGUCGCUACGAGAUGUACUCGAAUCCAAAUAUCAAAGACAUCCAUUAA